Messenger RNA from Cervus elaphus (red deer), 849 nucleotides. RefSeq names its product G0/G1 switch 2 (gene G0S2). The coding region runs from base 187 to 483 and encodes 98 amino acids. The transcript has 2 exons. Gene Ontology annotation, biological process: positive regulation of extrinsic apoptotic signaling pathway. Gene Ontology annotation, cellular component: mitochondrion. The record is from RefSeq and is a predicted model, not a curated record. Lineage: Eukaryota; Metazoa; Chordata; Mammalia; Artiodactyla; Cervidae.
CAGAAACAAAUAUAAGCGGCCCCGGGGCGCUGACCAGGUGCCAGUUGCCGAGUCCCCAUCCCAAGGCUAGGAGGAAGGCGAGGAGAAGCAGAACGCAGAGGCGCGGGGCCCACGCACACGGUGAUCGCCGCCCCAGCUCGGGCGGCGCCCCUGUAGGUCACCCCCACCCCGAGACCCGGAGCCCAGAUGGAGACGGUCCAGGAGCUGAUUCCCCUGGCCAAGGAGCUGAUGGCUCAGAAGCCCAGCGCGAAGCUGGUGCGAAUGUACGUGUUGGGCGGCGUGCUGGCGCUCUUCGGCGCCGUGCUCGGCCUGAUGGAGACCGUGUGCGGCCCCUUCACGGCCGCCGACCGCCAGCGGGAGCGCGAGGCGACCCUGGCCGAGUUGCGGGCCGCCGGCGGGGAGCCGGCCCCGCAGGAACAAGACAAGCCGCUGGAGGCCGUCCAGGGCUGCCGGGCCCUGUCCAACCGGCUGCACGCCUCCUAGGAGCUCGGGGCGGCAGGCGGAGGGAAGAGAAGAGAGACACCCAGAGAGGGGCGAGUGAGCCAGAGCCGGAAGGGCAGGCUCGAGUGGGCGUCCUGUGCCGUCUGAACUUGCUUCUGAGAAGCCACCGACUUCUAGAACUGCACUACCACGCGGAUCCAAAAGGAGCUUGGGACUGAGUUCGCGCCAAGUGCAGCCCUGCAGGAAGACACCACGUCCAAAGCUAGGUACCUUCGAGCCACCUGAGUGCAUCUAGCAUUCUGCACUAGGGUGAAAGGAGGAGAAACACUUUUUAUAUUAUUGUUGUUGUUAUUAUUAUUAUAAUUAUUACAGUAAUUGCGUUUUGAAAUAAAAAACGUUUUGUAUAUA